Molecule: messenger RNA, 381 nt
Organism: Lodderomyces pseudojiufengensis
Lineage: Eukaryota; Fungi; Ascomycota; Pichiomycetes; Serinales; Debaryomycetaceae
Gene: PFY1
Product: profilin
Exons: 1
Coding region: 1-381 (126 amino acids)
Cellular component (GO): cell cortex
Molecular function (GO): actin monomer binding
Source: RefSeq, a predicted model, not a curated record
AUGUCGUGGCAAGCAUAUACUGACAAUUUGAUUGGAACAGGAAAACUUGAUAAAGCAGCAUUAUAUUCAAGAGCAGGCGAUUCAUUGUGGGCUCAAUCAGGUUCUUUUGAAUUACAACCCAAAGAAAUAUCAGAAAUUGCUAGAGGAUUUGACGAUGCCUCAGGAUUACAAAGUCAUGGAUUGCAUGCUCAAGGUCAAAAAUAUUUUUUGUUAAGAAAUGAUGACAGAUCAAUUUAUGGAAAACAUGAAGCUGAAGGUUUAAUUUGCGUUAGAACUAAACAAACUAUUUUAAUAGCUCAUUAUGGUAAUGGAGUACAACCUGGUGAAGCUACUACUAUCGUUGAAAAAUUAGCAGAUUAUUUGAUUAGUACUGGAUUCUAA